CGCUCGAGGAGAGGGAGUGGGCAUGGAAGCGGCACCGAGUGUCUUACAAAAGAAAACCAGAAAUGGAGAGAGAGGGAGAAACCAAAAGCCCAGAAACGAGGGAAGGGAAGGGAAGGGAAGGGAAGGAUGAUGUGGAUGGAGACAAGCAAGCAAGAAAGAAAAAAACGAGAGAGAUAUGAACUCCUCGUCUUGCAGAGCAGCCGAAAACGUGAAAUGAAAGUUAUAUAAUACACAGACACAGAUGAAGAAAGAGAGAGAGAAGAGAGAGAAAGAAACCUUGGAUCCCAAAAGCCUCUUCAUAAACAAUUCAUCUGUGUUGCUUUUAGUACUCUCAGCUCCCCCAAUUUUCCUCUCUGUUUGUUUCCCCCAAUGAAACCCUCUUAGUUGCAGACAGACUGAGGGAGAAAAAGAAAAGAGCCGAGUCUUUUUCCUUUUCCCUCACCUUCUUUUCUCUCUCUAGUAGAUUUCGUCGGGAAUGGGAGUUCGCUGCUCCAAAUUUGGCCUCUGCUGGUGGCCUUCCAAUCUCAAGUCCAACCUCCCUCGCUCAUCGUCUGAUCGCGGCGACGACGACGACCUCUCCUUGCCCAGCUUCAGAGAGUACAGUUUGGAUCAGCUUAGGUCUGCCACCUCGGGCUUCUCGGUCGACCACAUUGUGUCCGAGCACGGCGAGAAAGCUCCCAACGUUGUGUACAGAGGACGCCUCGAGGACGGCAUUUGGAUAGCCGUCAAGCGCUUCAACAAGUCGGCCUGGCCCGACGCUCGCCAGUUUCUGGAUGAAGCGAGAUCGGUUGGGGAGCUAAGGAGCGAGCGGCUGGCGAAUUUGGUUGGCUGUUGCUGCGAGGGCAACGAGAGAUUGCUUGUUGCCGAGUUCAUGCCUCAUGAAACUCUCUCGAAGCAUCUUUUCCAUUGGGAAAUGCAGCCUAUGAAAUGGGCAAUGAGGAUUAGAGUUGCUUUCUACUUGGCACAAGCACUGGAUUACUGCAGCAGUAAGGGGCGGGCACUAUAUCAUGACCUCAAUGCUUACAGGGUUUUGUUCGAUCAGGAUGGUAAUCCCAGGCUCUCGUGCUUUGGCCUUAUGAAGAAUAGCAGGGAUGGCAAGAGCUAUAGUACAAACUUGGCCUUCACUCCUCCAGAGUACUUAAGGACAGGUAGAGUUACGCCAGAAAGUGUAAUCUACAGUUUUGGCACCCUAUUGCUUGAUCUUCUCAGUGGCAAACAUAUUCCACCAAGCCAUGCACUGGACCUCAUACGCGGGAAAAAUUUUCUAAUGCUGAUGGACUCUUGUUUGGAGGGUCAUUUCUCAAAUGAUGAUGGAACAGAGUUGGUGCGGUUAGCUUCACGUUGUUUGCAGUAUGAACCUCGUGAGAGACCAAAUGCUAGGUCUCUCGUGAUUGCUCUCACUUCUCUUCAGAAGGAAACCGAGGUAUCUUCUCAUGUUUUAAUGGGCAUUCCCCAUGAAACUGCACUUUCAACGCCAACAGCAGUAUUAACUCCUCUAGGUGAAGCUUGCUCAAGACUUGAUCUAACAGCCAUACAUGAAAUACUGGAGGAGAUAGGAUACAAGGAUGAUGAAGGAGUUGCAAAUGAGCUUUCCUUCCAAAUGUGGACUAGUCAAAUACAGGAAACGUUGAAUAUCAAGAAAGCUGGGGAUUCUGUUUUUCGAGCUAAAGACUUCACUGCUGCCAUUGACUAUUAUACACAAUUCAUCGAUGAGGGAACCAUGGUAUCACCAACGGUGUUUGCCAGACGCUGCCUAUGUUAUUUGAUGAAUAAUAUGCCCCAAGAAGCUCUGGGGGAUGCUAUGCAAGCCCAAGUAAUAUCUCCUGAUUGGCCUGCAGCAUUCUAUCUUCAAGCAGCUGCGCUCUUUAAAUUGGGGAUGGAUAACGAUGCAAAGGAAACACUCAAAGAUGGCUCAUUAUUGGAUACCAAAAAGAAAAGAAAUUGAAAGUGUAUAGGUUUUCCGUUUUCUGUCUUUUACCAACAAAAGAAAACGCCUUGUAUCUAUCUAUCUAUCUAUCUUUUUCCUUUUUCUCUUUGCCAUUUGAGUUUCUGCAGCACGAAAGGGCAAGGGUAUGUAUGUUUCAACAUCCCAGUGUGGGUGGUCUGAGAAUGUUCUCAUUUAUCUUGCAGACAGAUUUGAAGGAAAGCAUUUCCUACUCUUUUUUUAUACCUUUAUAUGACAAUGAUAAGAACAAUCAUCAUGUUUGGAACGACGUCUGUGAUCACAUUGCUUGAUUACUGUUGC
This is a messenger RNA of Diospyros lotus (date-plum), 2245 nucleotides long. Its product is annotated as serine/threonine-protein kinase BSK5-like. The transcript has 9 exons. Bases 476 to 1945 code for a protein of 489 amino acids. Gene Ontology annotation, biological process: protein phosphorylation; brassinosteroid mediated signaling pathway. Gene Ontology annotation, molecular function: protein kinase activity; protein binding; ATP binding. Lineage: Eukaryota; Viridiplantae; Streptophyta; Magnoliopsida; Ericales; Ebenaceae. The record is from RefSeq and is a predicted model, not a curated record.